Aspergillus chevalieri is the source of this 1932-nucleotide messenger RNA. Its product is annotated as putative C6 transcription factor. Lineage: Eukaryota; Fungi; Ascomycota; Eurotiomycetes; Eurotiales; Aspergillaceae. Gene Ontology annotation, molecular function: zinc ion binding; DNA binding; DNA-binding transcription factor activity, RNA polymerase II-specific. Gene Ontology annotation, biological process: regulation of DNA-templated transcription; DNA-templated transcription. The coding region runs from base 1 to 1932 and encodes 643 amino acids. The transcript is spliced from 6 exons. The record is from RefSeq and is a predicted model, not a curated record.
AUGUCGCACCGACCACGGAAACUCCAACGUGUCUCCAGAGCUUGCGACUUCUGCCACAGACGUAGUAUCAAAUGCAGCAGAGGUAAUGACCCGCUAGGUCGUUGCCAAAACUGUGCCGAUUUCGAGGUGUUCUGCACCUUUGAUCGCGCUGCAAAGCGACGAGGGGUAAAGGCGAAGACUGCGGAAAAUGUCGACCAAGUGAGACUGCAGUCUAAUAAGACCUGUGAAGACUUUGAUCCUUCUCUCACAGCACCUGAGAAUGAUUCCUUGCCGUCGGAUGAUCCUUGGAGUAGUCUCAACGACACGUGGUUUACGGCGAUAGGUGAGAAUGAAAGCAGCGCAUUGCAGAAUUCGUGGAAAGCAUUCGCCAUUUCCAGUGAUCAGAUGAUCAAAACUCUCGUCCAGAUAUAUUUUGAAAUUGUAUAUCCAAUAUUCCCUUUAUUCCAUCGUCCUUCGUUCCUGGAGAAACUCGACAAUUACGAGCAUCUAAAGGAUCGAGGACUCUUUGCUUCUACCAUGGCUGUAUGUGCCUUAGCUUCUGCUAGAGCACGCGACGGAGCUCUAUAUUCCGAUCGUUGGCACCCCUCCCAGCUUGCGAAGCCACCUUCGGAGGCUUUCUACGCAGCAGCCAAAGAUUCUAUUCCAAGGGAUCUGACUACGGCUAGAGGGCUGGAGUAUAUGCGUGCGUGUGCCAUCCUCGCCAUUGCUAGCAUCCAGAAUGGACAAACCAAAUGGAUGCAUCAAUAUGCGGGCAUCUAUCAUACCUUGGCUGGUAUGGAAGGACUCCAUGAUGAGAAGCUGUGGCCGAAGCAGUUGAAUCCUAUUGAGAUCGAAGAACGUCGAAGAUUGUUUUGGUCUAUUUAUACCUUAGACAUUUACUCAUCUAUCGUGUGGGGAGGCAUUAUCCGAUACAGAGAAGCACACUCGAUGGUGCGCUAUCCUAGUGAGGUUGACGAUGAAUUCAUCACAAAUAGUGGGUACGGCGUUCCGCCAGCCUCACCAGCAUCGACCCGAACCGACCACGCAGAUAUUACCCUCAUAUCACGCCAGUCCGUGAGCUGGAUUCGUGGCUGGAACUUCACAACGGAUCUCUACCGGAUCCUCGAGCAUGCGGUGGAUUUCCAUCGACGUCGCUGGUCUCAAGGCAAUGGGACAAUGCAAGUGUGGUCUCUAUUUGGACCAGCGUCUAUGCCAGAAGGGAUUGUGCUGGACCAUGUUCUCACUCUUUAUUCCGCAUUGCCGUCGCAGUUUCGAGAAACGCUACCAGUUACAGGCGAUCCUGCUAAAGAUCUAUUUGGGUUUCAAUCUGCCAAUAUCCAAGCAACCUUGCAGCUCCUUCGUAUGGUCCUAUUUUCAGCUGAGGAUCGAGGCGUUGAGAGGAAGUGCGAUGUUGCAGGAGAGUUGCUGGGCGUGUUUUCGAAAGUCCCUGUUGAGUAUCUCAAAGCUAUCAGUUCUCCUCUUCUCCAUCACCUUGCAGGGAUCGGCUGUAUACUCGGGUCCGUAAUGGAAGGGAGUCUCUCCGAAGCAUCCUAUCAGCGGGUUCGAGGUCUACUCCUUGAGAUGGCCGACCUCCUUCGUCGCCUGGAAUCUGGUCUUCAUCGUGCCACAGAUGCCAGCCAAUGGCUCACGUCACAGGUUGAUCGAAUUGACAAGUACAUGUGCACCCAGCACAUUAUCAACCCAAAUUCCGAAGCACAGCAAGACAGUUCUGCCGUAAGCAAUGCUGACUCUCUUACUGGUCAAGACUUCCAGCCCGAGGGGAAUUCGGUUCCCCCGUAUAAUCACAAUUCAUCCGCUGUAGUUGGCUCAACUAUAGCGGAUUACGGUGAUCAGUUGUCGCUGUUUCAACUGCCACAGGAGCUGCUGGAAGAUUGGCCCUGGCCUUUUGAUUCUAUGCAGACUGAGGGGAUGUUCCCAUUGGGAUUUGAAUGA